Mus pahari (shrew mouse) is the source of this 8810-nucleotide messenger RNA. RefSeq names its product SET domain containing 1B, histone lysine methyltransferase (gene Setd1b). NCBI's taxonomy places the organism in Eukaryota, Metazoa, Chordata, Mammalia, Rodentia, Muridae. Gene Ontology annotation, cellular component: Set1C/COMPASS complex. The transcript is spliced from 17 exons. Gene Ontology annotation, molecular function: protein binding; histone H3K4 methyltransferase activity; RNA binding. The record is from RefSeq and is a predicted model, not a curated record. The coding region runs from base 294 to 6266 and encodes 1990 amino acids.
UCGGGCUCCUUAGCGGUGUAUUGUGGGAUGUGCGGCUACUGGGAGCCGAGCCUCCGCCGCCAGCCGCCUCCCGGGCAGCAGCAACAGCAGCAGCAGCAGCGGCGGCAACAGCGGCGGCGGCGGCGGCGGCAGCAAGGGCAGCGGCACCUCGGGGCCCGGCAGCCGCUAAGGCGGCGUCCCCCCCAUCCCGGCCCCCGGUCCGGCCGCCCCGGCCUCGGCUCCCGCGGGGGACACCAUGUACUGGCUGGCGGCGCAGGGAGGCCGGCGCCCGGCGGGGAUGUUGGGUUAACGGCAUGGAGAACAGUCACCCCCACCACCACCACCAGCAGCCCCCGCCGCAGCCCGGCCCUUCGGGCGAGAGGAGGAACCACCAUUGGAGAAGUUACAAGUUGAUGAUUGACCCGGCUCUGAAAAAGGGGCACCAUAAACUGUACCGCUACGAUGGGCAGCAUUUCAGCCUGGCGAUGUCCAGCAACCGCCCGGUGGAGAUCGUGGAAGAUCCCCGGGUGGUCGGAAUCUGGACCAAAAACAAGGAGCUGGAGCUGUCUGUGCCCAAAUUCAAGAUCGAUGAGUUCUACGUGGGCCCUGUGCCUCCAAAGCAGGUGACAUUUGCCAAGCUGAAUGACAACGUCCGUGAAAACUUCCUAAGGGACAUGUGCAAAAAGUAUGGGGAGGUGGAGGAGGUGGAGAUCUUGUAUAACCCGAAGACCAAGAAACACCUGGGCAUUGCCAAGGUGGUCUUUGCCACAGUCAGGGGCGCCAAGGAGGCCGUCCAACACUUGCAUAGCACUUCUGUCAUGGGCAACAUUAUCCACGUGGAGCUGGACACCAAAGGGGAAACUCGCAUGCGCUUCUAUGAACUGUUGGUCACCGGCCGCUACACCCCUCAGACCCUCCCCGUGGGUGAGCUGGAUGCCGUUUCUCCGAUUGUGAGCGAGACCCUGCAGCUGUCAGAUGCUCUGAAGCGCCUCAAGGAUAGCAGUCUGUCUGCAGGCUGCGGCGGCUCUGGCUCCUCGUCAGUCACCCCCAAUAGCGGCGGGACCCCCUUCUCCCAGGACACAGCUUACUCCAGCUGCCGCCUGGACACACCCAACUCCUAUGGACAAGGCACCCCGAUCACGCCUCGCCUGGGCACCCCUUUCUCCCAGGACUCCAGCUACUCCAGCCGUCAGCCCACACCCUCCUACCUCUUCAGCCAGGACCCCACAGCCACGUUCAAGGCAAGGCGCCAUGAGAGCAAGUUCACAGAUGCCUACAACCGCCGCCACGAACAUCAUUACGUCCACAACUCAGCGGUGGCCGCGGUGGCCGGAGCCACAGCUCCUUUCCGAGGCUCCUCGGACCUCUCUUUUGGGACAGUUGGCAGCAGUGGGGGGACUCCCUUCAAGGCUCAGUCCCAGGAUGCCGCCACGUUUGCCCAUACUCCACCUCCUGCCCAAACAGCCACGGCUUCUGGAUUCAAAUCGGCUUUCUCUCCGUACCAGACUCCAGCACCCCCCUUCCCUCCACCCCCGGAGGAGCCCACCGCCACAGCAGCUUUCGGGAGCCGCGACAGUGGGGAGUUCCGGAGGGCACCUGCGCCCCCACCCCUGCCGCCCGCUGAGCCUCCAGCCAAGGAGAAGCCAGGCACCCCUCCUGGACCCCCGCCCCCCGACAGCAACAGCAUGGAGCUGGGUGGUCGGCCUACCUUUGGCUGGAGUCCUGAGCCCUGUGACAGCCCUGGCACCCCUACUCUGGAGUCCUCUCCAGCGGGGCCAGAGAAGCCCCACGACAGCCUGGACUCCCGCAUCGAGAUGCUGCUGAAGGAGCAACGCACCAAGCUCCCCUUCCUGCGUGAGCAGGACUCAGACCCUGAGAUCCAGAUGGAAGGCAGCCCCAUCUCCUCCUCCUCCUCCCAACUCUCCCCGCUCACCCACUUUGGCACUAACUCGCAGCUCAGCUUCCGAGGCCCCUCGCCGCCCUCCUCGCGCCCCUCCAGCACGGGCCUAGAGGACAUCAGCCCCACACCACUGCCUGACUCUGAUGAGGAUGAGGAUCUGGGCCUGGGCCUGGGGCCUCGGCCCCCGCCUGAGCCAGGCCCCCCAGACCCUAUGGGUCUGCUAGGCCAGACAGCCGAGGUGGACUUGGACCUGGCAGGAGACAGGACCCCGACCUCAGAGCGGAUGGAUGAGGGCCAGCAGUCCUCAGGAGAGGACAUGGAAAUCUCAGAUGAUGAGAUGCCCUCGGCCCCCAUCACCAGCGCUGACUGCCCCAAGCCCAUGGUGGUGACCCCAGGGGCCGGGGCUGUGGCCCCCAACGUGCUGGCUCCAAGCCUGCCCCUGCCCCCGCCCCCUGGCUUCCCUCCAUUACCCCCGCCCCCUCCCCCACCCCCACCACAACCUGGCUUCCCCAUGCCCCCACCUCUGCCUCCACCACCACCACCGCCACCACCAGCCCAUCCUGCAGUGACAGUGCCCCCGCCACCCUUGCCAGCGCCACCGGGUGUCCCACCACCACCCAUCCUUCCACCGCUGCCGCCCUUCCCACCGGGACUGUUUCCUGUGAUGCAGGUGGACAUGAGCCAUGUGCUGGGUGGCCAGUGGGGUGGCAUGCCCAUGUCCUUCCAGAUGCAAACACAGAUGUUAAGCCGGCUCAUGACGGGCCAGGGUGCUUGUCCCUACCCACCCUUCAUGGCUGCUGCAGCCGCCGCCGCUUCUGCUGGGCUGCAGUUUGUCAACUUGCCCCCCUACCGGAGCCCAUUCUCCCUGAGCAACAGUGGCCCAGGACGUGGACAGCACUGGCCACCCCUGCCCAAGUUUGACCCCUCCGUGCCGCCACCGGGCUACAUACCACGUCAAGAGGACCCGCACAAGGCCACGGUGGAUGGGGUCCUGCUGGUAGUGCUCAAGGAGCUUAAGGCCAUUAUGAAGCGUGAUCUCAAUCGCAAGAUGGUAGAGGUGGUGGCCUUCCGGGCCUUUGACGAGUGGUGGGACAAGAAGGAGCGGAUGGCCAAGGCCUCACUGACUCCCGUGAAGUCCGGCGAGCACAAGGACGAGGAUAGGCCAAAGCCCAAAGACCGAAUCGCCUCCUGUCUGCUGGAGUCAUGGGGCAAGGGUGAGGGCCUGGGUUACGAGGGCCUAGGCCUGGGCAUUGGACUGCGGGGCGCCAUUCGCCUGCCCUCCUUCAAGGUCAAGAGGAAGGAACCGCCGGACACGGCCUCUUCUGGUGACCAGAAGCGGCUGCGGCCUUCAACCUCUGUGGACGAGGAAGAUGAAGAGUCGGAGCGGGAGCGGGAGCGGGACAUAGCUGACACCCCCUGCGAACUCACCAAGCGGGACCCCAAAAGCGUGGGUGUGCGACGCCGGCCAGGACGGCCCCUGGAGCUGGACAGCGGCGGGGAGGAGGAUGAGAAGGAGUCCUUGUCCGUGUCCUCCUCUUCCUCAGCGUCCUCAUCCUCCGGAUCCUCCACCACCUCACCCUCAUCCUCUGCCUCAGACAAGGAAGAAGAGGAUCGGGAAAGCACCGAGGAGGAGGAGGAAGAGGAGGAGGAAGCAGAGGAAGAGGAGGAAGAGGAAGGUCCCAGGAGCCGCAUAUCCUCACCCUCAUCUUCCUCCAGCUCUGAUAAGGAUGAUGACGACGACAGCGAUGACCAGAUUGAUUCAGACAUCGAUGAUCAGGGUGCACCGAUGUCAGAAGCCAGCGAGAAGGACAAUGGAGAUUCAGAGGAAGAGGAGGCAGAGAGUAUCACCACCUCAAAGGCCCCGGCUGAGUCGUCCUCCUCAUCCAGUGAAAGUUCUGGAUCGUCUGAGUUUGAAUCCAGUUCCGAGUCCGAGUCUUCAUCUUCAUCCUCGGAGGACGAAGAGGAGAUGACCGUACCUGGGGUGGAGGAAGAAGAGGAGGAGGAAGAGGAGGAGGAAGAGGAGGAGGAGGAGGAGAAAGAGACUGCAAUGGCUGCAGCCACGGUAGUAGCGAUGGCCGAAGAGAGCAUGCCUCCAGCGGGUGGCCUGGACUUUGAGCAGGACAGGGCAGAAGUGCCUCUGGGCCCACGAGGCCCCAUGAGGGAGUCCUUGGGCACCGAGGAGGAAGUGGACAUUGAGGCUGAGGACGAAGCCCCUGAGAUGCAGGCUCCUGAGCUAGAGGAGCCUCCGUUACCCAUGGGUGCUCGGGAGCUGGAAGGGAGCCCAGAGCCCCCAGAAGAGCCAAGCCGCAGCACACAAGGGGACAUGCUGCUCUCUCCAGAGCUCCCUGCCCAGGAGACAGAUGUUCAACCCCCAUCACCGCUGGAACAUGGUCCAGAGUCAGACCUGGACGUGGAGCCCGAGCCCCCUCCGAUGCUCUCCUUGCCCUUGCAGCCGCCAUUCCCGCCCCCUCGACUGCUCCGGCCACCCAGCCCACCACCUGAGCCUGAGACCCCAGAGCCCCCCAAACCUCCCGUUCCCCUGGAGCCUCCCCCCGAGGACCAGCCUCCACGUACCCCAGGCCUCUGUGGCAGCCUGGCCAAGUCACAGAGUACAGAGACAGUGCCAGCCACCCCAGGUGGGGAGCCCCCACUGUCAGGGGGCAGCAGUGGCCUGUCCCUGAGCUCCCCGCAGGUGCCUGGCAGCCCGUUCUCGUAUCCAUCCCCGUCCCCCGGCUUGAGCAGUGGGGGCCUUCCACGGACACCUGGUCGGGACUUCAGCUUCACACCUACCUUCCCUGAGCCCAGUGGACCCUUGCUUCUGCCUGUCUGUCCCCUCCCAACUGGUCGGAGAGAUGAGCGUGCCGGCCCCUUGGCCUCCCCAGUGCUCCUGGAAACUGGCCUGCCCCUCCCACUUCCCCUGCCUCUGCCCUUACCUCUAGCAUUGCCUGUCCCGGUCCUGAGGGCCCAGCCUCGGCCACCUCCCCAGCUGCCUCCCCUGCUGCCCGCUACCCUAGCUCCCUGCCCAACCCCCAUCAAGAGGAAGCCAGGCCGGCCCCGGCGAUCCCCACCGUCCAUGCUGUCCUUGGAUGGGCCUUUGGUCCGGCCACCACCGGGACCUGCCCUUGGGAGGGACCUUCUGCUCCUGCCAGGCCAGCCGCCGGCCCCCAUUUUCCCUAGCGCACAUGACCCUCGGGCCGUGACCUUGGACUUCCGGAACACGGGGAUCCCAGCGCCCCCACCGCCCCUCCCNCCCCAGCCUCCCCCGCCUCCACCCCCACCACCUGUUGAAUCCACCAAGCUACCCUUCAAGGAGCUGGACAACCAAUGGCCCUCUGAAGCUAUUCCCCCAGGACCUCGCCGUGACGAGGUCACUGAAGAGUACGUGGACCUGGCCAAGGUGCGGGGACCGUGGCGGCGGCCACCCAAGAAGCGGCACGAAGACAUGGUGGCCCCGUCGGCCUCGCCCGAACCCUCACCACCCCAGCCUCUCUUCCGGCCCCGCUCAGAGUUUGAGGAGAUGACCAUCCUGUACGACAUCUGGAACGGUGGUAUCGACGAGGAGGACAUCCGCUUCCUGUGUGUCACCUAUGAGCGCCUGCUGCAGCAGGACAAUGGCAUGGACUGGCUGAAUGACACACUCUGGGUCUACCAUCCCUCCACCAGCCUCUCCUCGGCCAAGAAAAAGAAGCGGGAGGACGGUAUCCGCGAGCACGUGACAGGCUGCGCCCGAAGCGAGGGCUUCUACACCAUCGACAAGAAAGACAAGCUGAGAUACCUCAACAGCAGCCGUGCCAGCACAGACGAGCCCCCCAUGGACACCCAGGGUAUGAGUAUCCCAGCCCAGCCCCAUGCCUCUACUCGGGCAGGCUCAGAGCGGCGGUCUGAGCAGAGGCGUCUCUUGUCCUCCUUCACCGGCAGCUGUGACAGUGACCUGCUCAAGUUCAACCAGCUCAAGUUUCGGAAGAAGAAGCUCAAAUUCUGUAAGAGCCACAUUCAUGACUGGGGCCUGUUUGCCAUGGAGCCAAUUGCUGCUGACGAGAUGGUCAUCGAGUACGUGGGCCAGAACAUCCGCCAGGUGAUCGCAGACAUGAGGGAGAAACGGUAUGAGGACGAAGGCAUCGGUAGCAGCUACAUGUUCAGAGUAGACCACGACACCAUCAUCGAUGCCACCAAGUGCGGCAACUUUGCACGCUUUAUUAACCACAGCUGCAAUCCCAACUGCUACGCCAAGGUGAUCACGGUGGAGUCCCAGAAGAAGAUUGUCAUCUACUCUAAGCAGCACAUCAACGUCAACGAGGAGAUCACGUACGACUACAAGUUCCCGAUCGAGGACGUCAAGAUCCCCUGCCUUUGUGGCUCCGAGAACUGCCGGGGGACCCUCAACUAGUCCCCGCGUGCCAAAGGCCGAGGAUGUCAGCCGGAGCCCAGGAGGACCCUCGCUCGCCCUGGGCCAGGCUCCACACCCCCACCCACCCACUUCAGGUGCUGUCCUUCUCCCCAGCAGCCGCACUAGGGCCUGGCGCCCCCCAACACUAUCCCAGGACCCACCCGCAGCCCCAGCCCCGCAGCGGGAAAGGGCUUCUCUGUCUCUCUCCACCUGCGUCUUUCCGUUUUAUAGAUGCUCUUCGCACGCAGGCUUUGUAUCCUUGUGUAUCCGGCUUUCCAUUUCCCCGUCCGUCCGUCCGUCUGUCUUCCCUCCCUGGCUCCAGCCUCAGUCUUUUUCCCCCGCCCCCGAGAAUGCUGCUCUGUGGUAUUGUGUCUCCUCUUUGUUUUCUUCCUUGUCCGAAGAAAAGACUUUUUUUUUUUAACCGUUGAAAAUGUGAAGGCAGAAUCAGAGGAGGAGCCCAGUGGGGGAUCCGGAGGCCUCAGUGAAACUGGGUGUGGGCCCAGGGUCCAGGCUGACCCUGGACUAGGUGCUGCAGGAGGAGGGGGCUCCCGUGGCCUCAACCUCAGAACACUACAGACCCGCAAGGCCCCUCCCUGCCCGUGGAUGCAGCGAGCAGACCCCACAGUUUCUCCCGGCCUGUUCCCCAGUCUGUCCCUGCCCCCCCCUCCCCCCCCGUGGUUGAGGAUGCCCCUUUCCCUUUGGGGGAGCCAAGCUGGUCCCAGACAGGAACUUCCUCUCUGGGGACUCCCAGCUGCCCUACCUACCACCCCCCUCCCCCAAAUCCUUGGGUUCAAUGUUUACUUUCUCAUUCGGAUGCCAGCAACGAUGGAGCCUCCCAGGGUGUCCCCAGUGCGGUGGGGGCGCUGGGAUGGGUGUUUCCACUCUCGGCCACCUUGGCUCUGCCCGGGUGCAGAGGGUGUCAGGGCCCUCAGGGCCUCCCCCCAGCCCUGCCAUUACGGGUUGUCUGACCGUACGCAUGUGACAUUUUUGUUGUUGAUAAGCUUCACCCCAUUACCCCAACCCCCCAACACCCAUGUCACCCUGCUGGAGGCCCCCCCCCGCCUAGGAGGCCAGGGCGUAUUUAUUUCCAUAGCGAGCAGGUGGUUUCUCCCAGAGAAAGGAAGAUGAUCUUGGAAAUGAUAUUAAAUCUCCAUCUUGGACAGCUCCUACCCCCACCCCACCCCCAUCCUCUUCAGGGUUAAUUUCCAUGAAUUUUUUUUUCUUCUCUCGUGUAUAAAAUCAAACUGAAGGGAAGAAAAUUAUUAUUUUGGCGUUCCGAACCAAUCCCUGUAGAUAGACUGCCAUAACAGAUUUUUAUCCUUGGGAACUUUGUUUCUUGUAGAAACAAGUGGGAAGACUUUUUUUUUUUUUCUCAUUUCUUUGUACAUAAAAAAGAAAAAAAAAGAAAAAAAAAAGCAAACCGACCACCAACAACAAAAAGACACACACAGUAACAGCAAGUCCCAUCCCCCCUCCCCGGAAAGCAGAGCAGACAUGUAAAUACUUCUGGACCGUGACUGUUGUGACCCCAGAGUCCUCACCAAGAUGAAGUGCUCCGGGUGGGGCUGACCCCACCCGUGGACCAGGCGGCAGGAGCCUCUUGGUACCUCAGCUUGUGUCAAGCUUUCUUAUCAUGUAAAUUCUGUACAAAGAAUUGUGGUUUUUUUUGUUUUGUUUUGUUUUGUUUUUCCCUUUCUCUUUCUCUGUCAUUGGUGGUUUUGUUGUGGUUUUUUCUUUUUCUUUCUUUUUUUUUUUUCUUUUUUAAAAAUUUUCCACAGGCCCUCUGUGUUUGAGACUGUGCCCACUAAGUCUGAAGGUCAAGAGGAUUAUUACCAUUGGCAAUUAAGACACAAGGGGCACCUGGGCACAUCGCCCACCUACUCUUCCACGUGCAGUUGUCUGCAUAAUUGUGCAAACGAGAAAAAAAAAUUAUUUUUCACAAGAAGAAUAGUAUUGUAGAGAUGGCUUAAUUUGAGUUCCUCGUGCCGCCCGGCUCGCCGGGAGCUUUCUUCCUCUUCCCUACUGACAUCCAUCACAAAGGGAUGAAGACGCCCAGAUGCCAGGGAAGACCUGCCUGGUCCCUGGCAGGGCCUCACUGAGCCCCCGGCAUGGGAUCCACAUGCAUUAACCUUGACUUCAGUUUAGGGUGAGGUGUUGAGCUGACCCUUUCCCAAACCCCUGGCUUCUCUUCCCCACCCACCCCCCAGCACCCCAGGAAGGGUUUGCAAUACUGAUCUGUGGGCCCAUUGAAAGCUUUUGUUAUCAUUGAGUAGAUCUCUUGCUUUUGAAGGGUCAGGGGUUUCUGAUUUUUUUUUUUUUCUCCUCUCCCUGCCCCUGCAAAGAAGAGAACCAAUAAAUUUUAGGGUUGUCUGUGCGUAUAGACUCUGUCAUCUGUAUGUAACUUGUUUUUGAAGAGAAAUGUUUCCGUUGUGGGUGUGUCUUGCUGUAAAUAUUUGUUCAUACUUUUGUGAAUUCAAUACUAUGUACCAUUGUAUUAUAGUAACUUUUAUAAAGCAAACCAUAAAUAUACUGACUUUUCUUACA